Molecule: messenger RNA, 1399 nt
Organism: Pseudoliparis swirei
Lineage: Eukaryota; Metazoa; Chordata; Actinopteri; Perciformes; Liparidae
Gene: dydc2
Product: DPY30 domain containing 2
Exons: 8
Coding region: 182-1279 (365 amino acids)
Cellular component (GO): Set1C/COMPASS complex
Source: RefSeq, a predicted model, not a curated record
UCUUUCGUUAUUAUAUUGGUUAAAUAAGUUAGAUUUAGCCCAUGAUAUAAAUAAUACACAGGAAAAAAUAGAAAUAUUUAGAGCUCUUAAUAUUAAGCUAACCCACAAAAUAUAUAUCCGUAUUCUAUGUCAUACACUCAGAAAGUACAGUUAGGGUGAAUACAAACAAGCAGGUAAAAACAUGGACUCCGAGUACAUAAAGAGGCACUUGGGUAAGUGUCUAGCCGACGGGCUCGCUGAGGUGGCCGAGCAGCGGCCUGUGAACCCCAUCCAGUAUCUCGCCCACUGGCUCUACAAGUUCAGCUCAAAUGUUGAAUAUGAGAAGGAGAAAAAGGCCACCGUGGCGCUGCUGCUGCAGGAGCGGGCCAAAGCCCAGGAGGAGGCGUUGCACCAGGAGAAGCUGAGGGAGGAGGAGCAUCAGAUCAGAGAGACCUUGGAGGAGUCCAAAACAAAACAAAAUCAACAGAUUUCUGAGAAGCCCGAUGGGCCCCCGUCAGCCACAACAGGAGCCGCUGAGGACAACAAGCCUGGGACCGAAGAGGAACCAAAACCCUCUGAUCCAGAAAACCAGCAGGAUGCAGACGAAGCUCACACUGAAUCUCAGAUAAAAGAACCUGAACCGCAGAUUACAGAUAACGCGGCCGGUCCAGAGUCGCCUGGGAGAAAAACCUCCGAGGCCCUCAGCACCGAGGUCAAACAGGAGUCCGCAGAAAUGCCUGUUGAAAAAAACAUAAUGGAAGAAGAGAAAACAGAGGUGGAGACGGGUGACGGUGGCGUGGAAGAGGAAGCUGCAAUCCCCAAUCAGACAGAAGAGAAAGAUGUUGACGAAGAUAAAGAGAAGGUGGUUGAUGAACCCGAUGAAGUUGAUGAAGCUGAUGAAGCUGAUCAAACUGACGCAACUGAAGUGUUACGCUCGACUCCCGGCCAAGACGCUGACGACUUGACCCCAAACAUACAGGACAAACACAGCCCUCGUGACCCUCAAGACGCAGAGAAGGUCGAUGCAGGUGAAACCGAUAAAUUGGAGUCGGCACCACAGAGCGAAGAUACCAAACCAGAGGAGACACGGGAAUCUGGUUCCCCACCUCUUGAGGACCAGGAAAAGGCGGCUGACGGUCGAAGCUCAACCGAGAACACUGAUAGCUCGGCUCCAGCUGACAGUGACGUAACCGUAGAGGGGACAGCGUCUGGCGAGAGGCCGCAAGAGGAGCCUGAAAAUACUCGGCGUGACGCAGAGCACGUCCAGAUGAAGGAAGAAGAACAAGAAGCAGAGCUUUAGCGAUCAAGCCGGUGUCGUCUGAGGAUCCACCUUUUACGAAAAGUUUAAAUGAUUCUAUAGCUGCACUAUGUGUGUAGUUUGAUGUGAGAAUACAAAAAAGAUGCAAAUGAAUAAAAAUGG